This is a messenger RNA of Oryza brachyantha (malo sina), 1908 nucleotides long. Its product is annotated as transcription factor RAX2-like. The record is from RefSeq and is a predicted model, not a curated record. The coding region runs from base 310 to 1113 and encodes 267 amino acids. The transcript has 3 exons. Lineage: Eukaryota; Viridiplantae; Streptophyta; Magnoliopsida; Poales; Poaceae.
AGGAAAAACUGAAGUCUGCACUGUGCAGGCGAGAAUCAAGAUCGAAACGGGAAACACGACACUUUUCACCCCUGCACUGCAUCUUCCUCCCAUCCAAAAAAGAAAAGAAAAGAAAGACCUUGCAGAGACGAGGACGACACAGCAAGAGGACAUGCACGGCCACCAUACAGUACAAGUAGCUCUAGCCUGAUCAGCAGCAAGCAGUAUAGGUUUCAGCUGUAUUGUUCUUGCGUCUUGUCCCUAGCUAAAGCUUGUCCUCUCAAUUGUUCUCUUCUUGUGGGCGUACGUGGUGUCGAGAGGAGAAGAUCGAUGGGGAGGACGCCGUGCUGCGACAGGGAGGCGGUGAAGAGGGGGCCCUGGUCGCCGGAGGAGGACGCCGCGCUGCGCGACUACAUCCAGCGCCACGGCACCGGCGGCAACUGGAUCUCCCUCCCCGCCAAGGCCGGGCUGAGGAGGUGCGGCAAGAGCUGCCGGCUGCGGUGGCUCAACUACCUCCGCCCCGACAUCCGCCACGGCGGCUUCACCGACGAGGAGGACGCCGUCAUCGUCUCCCUCUACGCCAAGCUCGGCAGCAAGUGGUCGACGAUCGCGGCGCAGCUGGAGAGGAGGACGGACAACGACGUCAAGAACCACUGGAACACCAAGCUCAAGAGGCGCCUCGCCACCGCCGCCGCCGUAGUCUCCGCGCCGCGCCUACUGCCUCUCCCCGCCGCGGCGCCGUCUCCACUGCCGCCGUCCGUCCCCGCCGCGCACCCGUCGUCGUCGUCGUCGUCGCUGCUGCUCCUCCCGCUCGCCAUGCCGACUGUCAAGACCGAGACGUACACCUGCGGCGACUUCCUACGGGUGCCGCCGACCGCCGCCGCGGCGCUCCACGACCCUUUCGCCGGGUGCGCUGACGCCGCAACCGACGGCUCGACGUCGGCUUCCGCCGCCUCGUCAGCCUCCAACUGGUCGGCGGACACCGGCGUCGUCGUCGGCGGCGGGGGUGCCGGCCUGUUCCCGGACUUCUGCAUGAGCUCCGACCUCACCGCCGGCGCCGCCACGGCGGAGGACGACCACUUCCUCGGCGGCUACUACUACCCUCUCGAUCCGAGCUUGUCACUAGUAGAGUAAAUUCACCGCCUUUAAUUUCAAAGAUCGAACAGUAGUGAUAGGAUCAGGACAUGCCACAUCUACGUGUUCUUCAUGAUCGAUCGAUCGAACACGUUUAAUUAGCACAACUGCACAAGUACUCGACCAUGAGAAAAAAAUUCAGAUGCAAAAACCACCUGCUACCAACAAAAAAAAAGCUACUUUCUUGAGCUUCAAAUGUGGCAUUUACAUGUUCAUCUAGACUGAAAUUUUAAAUUUUUUUUUGCUUGACAUGUUUUCAUUGGGAAUAAACAGUAUUAGAUAGAUGCUGCUGAGGAUCGGAUGAUUAGCAAAUGCAUCGGAUGAAUCGCUUUCGUCCAUGAUGUGCACUGCUCUGCGAGUGGGGAAAAUCAAUUCACGGUCACAGAAAGAGCCUGUAAUUACAAUUUUGCAACUUUAUUUUAUGGUAAUUCUGAGCAGACAGCAAUGGCCCACACGAGCGACAAAAUUGGGUGGUACAGUACUGUAUUAGUUCAUAGCAGCAGCAGAGUACGCCUCGUACAUGGUUAGCAGGGUACGACGCUUGUGAUGAUGGAAGAGGCGAGUUCUUUUUUGUGCUUUGUUUAGCAUGAUUUUGAUCAGUACUUUGUUUGUGUCAGGCGGUAAAUUUUAUAUUUUUUUUCCUGCUUCUGCUUGACUGAAGAUUGUAUUGAACAGCAAAACGUGUCUGAACUCUGAACACAGACUACAACAUUUGGUCCAAAGAAAAUGUCUUUCUGCAGCGCAGAAUCAUGUGGAGGAAGAGGGGUUAAUUUGAUCGAAUAGGGCUGAGCUGGU